Galeopterus variegatus (Sunda flying lemur) is the source of this 3494-nucleotide messenger RNA. RefSeq names its product hyaluronan and proteoglycan link protein 4 (gene HAPLN4). Gene Ontology annotation, molecular function: hyaluronic acid binding. Bases 1 to 1233 code for a protein of 410 amino acids. The record is from RefSeq and is a predicted model, not a curated record. Gene Ontology annotation, biological process: cell adhesion. NCBI's taxonomy places the organism in Eukaryota, Metazoa, Chordata, Mammalia, Dermoptera, Cynocephalidae. The transcript is spliced from 7 exons.
AUGGAUCCUUUUAGUAAAAAGCCUUUUGAUGUCCAAAAUAUCACUGCCUUAGUGCUUCAGGGUAUAGGGGCAGACUCCGGGAUUGCGCCGCCGGCAGGCACCUGCCAGUCCCUCCCUGGUGCGCGGGGAGCGCAGUCCGGGAGCGUAGGGCUGCUCGGCGGGGGCCGCGCGGGCAGGAUGGUGUGCGCUCGGGCGGCCCUCGGUCCCGGCGCGCUCUGGGCCGCGGCCUGGGGAGUCCUGCUGCUCACGGUCCCCGCGGGGGCGCAGCGCGGCCGGAAGAAGAUCGUGCACGUUCUGGAGGGAGAGUCGGGCUCGGUGGUAGUGCAGACGGCGCCAGGGCAGGUGGUAAGCCACCGGGGUGGCACCAUCGUCUUGCCCUGUCGCUACCACUAUGAGGCAGCAGCCCACGGCCACGACGGCGUCCGCCUCAAGUGGACGAAGGUGGUCGAUCCGCUAGCCUUCACCGACGUCUUCGUGGCGCUGGGCCCCCAGCACCGGGCAUUCGGCAGCUAUCGCGGGCGGGCGGAGCUGCAGGGUGAUGGGCCAGGGGAUGCCUCCCUGGUUCUCCGCAACGUCACGCUGCAGGACUACGGCCGCUACGAAUGUGAGGUCACCAACGAGCUAGAAGAUGACGCUGGCAUGGUCAAGCUGGACCUGGAAGGCGUGGUCUUCCCCUACCACCCGCGUGGAGGCCGCUACAAGCUGACGUUCGCGGAGGCGCAGCGCGCGUGCGCCGAGCAGGACGGCAUCCUGGCCUCUGCCGAGCAGCUGCGCGCGGCCUGGCGCGAUGGCCUGGACUGGUGCAACGCGGGCUGGCUGCGCGACGGCUCGGUGCAGUACCCGGUGAGCCAGCCCCGGGAGCCCUGCGGCGGCCUGGGCAGGGCCGGGAGUACCGGCGUCGACGGCGGAGCCAAUGGGGGCGUGCGCAAUUACGGCUAUCGCCACAACGCAGAGGAGCGCUACGAUGCCUUCUGCUUCACGUCCAACCUCCCGGGGCGCGUGUUCUUCCUGAAGCCUCUGCGGCCCGUGCCCUUCGCGGGAGCAGCGCGCGCGUGCGCGGCGCGCGGCGCGGCCGUGGCCAAGGUGGGGCAACUGUUCGCCGCGUGGAAGCUGCAGUUGCUGGACCGCUGCGCCGCGGGCUGGCUGGCCGAUGGCAGCGCGCGCUACCCCAGCGGUGGAGGCUGGGCCGGAGGCGCGCGCGACCCCGCUGCCUGGACCCCGCUGCGCGUCUAAGCCUCGGCGAGCAGAUGGCUGGGGCGCUUGGAGGCUGGUCCAGAAUGCCGCGGUGUUGGAGACUGGCCAGGCCCCUGAUGUUCCUGGAAAUGGUCUAGUCCCCUUGAGGUCUCUAGAGAUGGACCACUCCCCCGACGUCCCCUGGACACUGGCCACGCACCCUGAGGUGCCCUGGAGGCUGACCAUGCCUUCUGCGGUCCUUGGACACUGACCACGUCCCUCGAGGUCUCCUGGAUACUGGCCACAAUCCCUGUGGUCCCUUAGAAACUAACCACACCUCUGGAGUACUUUGAGACUGGCCAGUCCUGGCAGAUCAGUCCACUGGAGUACCCUGCAGACCGGACAAGCCCCACUUCGUUGGAUAGUGGAUUUCCCCCCCUCCCCCGACUUUCUCCAGAAGAGGGACCAUGCCUCCUGAGGGUCCCAGGAGACCAACAGACUCCAGGUCUCCUGAAGACUGGCCACGCCUCCCAAGACCACCUGGAAAUAGACAGAACUGCUCCCGUGGUCGCCUGGAGGCUGGACCCCCGGGAUUAUCUAGACACUGGCCACAUACCCUCUGCAAUUCUCUGAAGACUGAAAACUGGUCCCUUGCAGUCACCUGGACACCGAACCCCCAUCCCCAUCACCUGGAGAGAACACAGAAAGCUCAGGGUUCGUGGUCACAUGGAGGCUGUGGGCUCAGGCACUUCCUCUCCCCCACAGUGAACUGGAGACAGGGUACCCUAUUCUCCACUGGCUCCCUGAGAUUCCCCUGAAGUUUCCAAGGUAAAAGGCCACCUCCCUAGGUCACUCUGAAGAACAGCCCUACCCCUCCAGUUUUGUGGGAGAACACCCUCAUCUGUCACCGAUAAGAAGGGUGGGCUUGCAUGACAAGCGGCCAUGCCUCACCCUUCAGGUAUUUCUCCAGAGGGAGAGCAAAUCUGCCCCCCCUCCCACUGAUGGCCCCUGCCCUGGCUGUCACCAAAGAGACUAUCCCCCUGGGGCCAAGGACCCAUAAGAUCCAUUUCAUUCAUUAUGGAGACGAGCUGCCCUGCUUCCCACUGUCACCAAGGCAACCAGUCCAGUUGCUACCUGUCACAGUAGAGUUACACACCCCUUCCAUCAUCAGUCACACCCAUGGAGAUGGUGCCCCUCCCCCAGCUGUAACCAUGGAUACCACAGUUUCCCAUCACACCCACCCCCACCCUAGAGACCUACAACCCCACUUCUGACUGUCCCCACCCUGACCAGCUGCCAUGAAGACUGUCCUCAGGGUGACCCCAACAUUUGGUUCUUUGGCUCUCACCAUGGAAACAGAUUGUCCCAUUCCCCAGGUCCACUCCAGCUCCUUGCUACCCUCCAGGCUCUGCCCCAAGCAGGCUUGGACCACACAGCCAUUGCCAUGGAGAGCAAACACUGCUGUCUGAGGUACCAGAACACCUGUCCCCCUAGGCUUUUUCUUGUCGACCAUCCCUGCCCCACCAAGGUGUUGCCAUAGAAACUGUCAACGUCAUCCCCAUGACUACCGACCUCCAAGCUCUCAAGAACUUCUCACCAUGGGCUGGAUGGCUCAGGUGCCCGCCCCUUCCCCAGAUGGGCCCAGCCCCAGACAGCAUCCCCAGACAGGGCUGGACUUCCGGACCUGCUGGCUACCCUCCUUUGCACGUUAACUAUAUGGCAGACAGCUGUGCACGAGACACCCUAGCAACACCGGACUUUUUUAUUGCCGCCUUAAAGAUGAGGAAACUGAUGCUAUGGUGUGCCCUGGCCCUUGGAGCUGCACAAGCACUGAGCUCCCUUUUACUCUCUGAGACCCCAUCUAUUCUCACCAAGUUCCUCUCUCCUUCCCUGACCCCUGCCCACAUUUCCUCCUUAGAGAUCCAGGAGGGAUAGAAUAUUCCUUAAACUUCAAAAUCCUCCAGGUUCUAAGGGGCGAUUUGUGCUAAGAGGUCAUGACCCAGCCAAACUUGCCAGUGUUGAGUCAGCUAGGGGGUGACUCUCAACUCCAAGGUCCUGCCUGGAGUAGCACUGGGGUCCCUCCUGCAGCCCUUCUUACUGUCACCUCCAUGUCUAGAAAACCUAUCUCUUGAGUUUUGGAACCAGGUGGGCUUGGGUUCACAUCCCACCUCUGCCUGCCUCUUGCUCACUGUGUGACCAAGUGACAAAACCCCUUUAAGCCUGUUCCUCUGCACCAGGGCUGUUCUGAGGUUCCCGUGAGUGCAAUGCAUACAGCAGGGGCUCAAUAAAUCUUUGUUUCUUUUGAUGAAUGAGAAAACGCA